Messenger RNA from Kluyveromyces marxianus DMKU3-1042, 897 nucleotides. It is a transcript of the gene TGS1, whose product is annotated as RNA methyltransferase. The transcript has a single exon. Gene Ontology annotation, cellular component: nucleus. Bases 1 to 897 code for a protein of 298 amino acids. Gene Ontology annotation, molecular function: RNA cap trimethylguanosine synthase activity. The record is from RefSeq and is a predicted model, not a curated record. Gene Ontology annotation, biological process: 7-methylguanosine RNA capping; 7-methylguanosine cap hypermethylation. NCBI's taxonomy places the organism in Eukaryota, Fungi, Ascomycota, Saccharomycetes, Saccharomycetales, Saccharomycetaceae.
AUGUCUUGGCUUAUAAAAUUCUAUCCGGAUCUCAGCUGUUUUGAAGGUAUUGAUGGUAUCAAUAAUACUAAAAUAAGGCAUCGUCUAAAGAAACUUUUCUACAAUGACAGCUACCGAGUAUAUCCAUACGAGAAACCUCAAGAGAGAUCACUUUAUAAAUACUGGAAAAAUAGGCGUACCAUUUUCAAACUUAUUGAUGAAGGUGAUAUCUUCUUAACAGAUGAAUUAUGGUUCAGCGUAACUCCAGAGAACCUUGCUCAAUUCACUGCAAGCUACAUAAGACAUUGUCUACCGCAUGCUAAAUACGUUGUUGAUGUAUUUUGUGGGGGUGGAGGAAAUGUCAUACAAUUUGCAAGACUAUUUGAUAAGGUAUAUGGGGUCGAUUCUAACAUCGAUCAUUUGUAUUGCACUUAUAAAAAUGCUCAGUGUUACGAAGUAACUGAUAAAGUUAACUUAAUAUACGGGGAUUGGGAAGCUGUGCUGAACAAAACUUUGAAAAACAAAAUCAACCAGAAGCAAGACUGCAUUUUCGCAUCCCCUCCUUGGGGUGGUGUUAAUUAUUUAAAGCAGGACACCUAUGAUUUAGAAAAACAUUUGGAACCGGUCUCUCUUUCUAAGCUUUUAGUUCUUCUUUUCAAGUUAUGCGACAACGUUGUUUUAUUUCUUCCGAGAAAUUCUAAUUUGGAUCAACUGUCUGCUAUUACCGAAGAACUUUUGGGUCCAGGCGAAAAGUGCAAAGUAGUGUAUGUUAAAGACAAUGGCUACAUGAAAGGGAUUUUAGUGUUUUGGGGUAGGCCCUUUUACGAUUUUUCCGACCAAUAUCCAGAGGGUAACGACAAUGCACCAAAGUUAGAACAAGAAAGAGAUAUUAACAUAAGAAUGGAGGAUUUAUAUUAA